Fusarium keratoplasticum is the source of this 996-nucleotide messenger RNA. RefSeq names its product Prephenate dehydratase. Bases 1 to 996 code for a protein of 331 amino acids. The record is from RefSeq and is a predicted model, not a curated record. Gene Ontology annotation, biological process: L-phenylalanine biosynthetic process. Lineage: Eukaryota; Fungi; Ascomycota; Sordariomycetes; Hypocreales; Nectriaceae. The transcript has 3 exons. Gene Ontology annotation, cellular component: cytoplasm. Gene Ontology annotation, molecular function: prephenate dehydratase activity; chorismate mutase activity.
AUGACCAGCCAACGCAAGCCCAUCGUCAGCUUCCUUGGCCCAGUCGCCUCCUACUCUCAUCAGGCUGUUCGCCAGGCCUUUUCCGAGUCCACCUGGGAACUCCAGCCAGCAGUCACCAUUGACGACGUCUUUGAUCAGGUCCAGGGUGGCAAGGUCCAGGCCGGCGUUGUGCCCUUUGAGAACUCUACCAAUGGAUCCGUAGUCUUCACUCUGGAUAAUCUGGCCGAUAGGGCCAACCGCUACCCGGACAUCACCGUCGACGGCGAGACAUAUGUCGACGUUCACCACUGCCUCGUGGGGCACAAAAAUCCUGCUCCGGCUCUUGAGGACACUGCCGAGGGAUCAGGCACUUGCACGCCCACGGCCACGGAUCCAUCACCCUCGAAGCCGCGGUCCAGGCCUCUGAGCAACCUGAGGCACAUUCAGCGGCUGUACUCACACCCACAGGCCUUUGGUCAGUGUACGGCCUUCAUCUCCACCUACCUCAAGGGUGUUGAAAUUUUCGAGGUUAGCUCGACCAGCAAGGCGGCCGAGAUUGUGAGCAAGGACACGACGGGGACCUGGGCGGCCAUCUCGAGCCAGCUGGCUGCUGAACUUCACGGGCUCGACUUUUUGGGCAAGUCAAUUGAGGAUCGCGAGGACAACACUACUCGAUUCUUGGUCCUUGGCACCAACGCCGCUGGGCCCAGGGACGUGGAAUCGACCAAGCACGCCAUCGCUCAGAAGGGAAGCAAGUCACUCGUCUCCUUCACAGUGCCUCACACGUCGCCAGGGGCUCUGGCGGAUGUACUGAGCUGCUUCCGCGCCUUCAACCUCAACCUGACCAGCAUCAACAGCCGGCCCAGCCUAGUGCAGCCGUUCCAGUACAUCUUCUUUAUCGAGUUCGAGGGUCACAAGCACGACGAUCCGGAUGGGCGGGUCAAUGGUGCGCUGGAAAAGAUUAGUCGCGUGGCCGAGAGCUGGAGGUGGCUUGGGAGCUGGGAGAGAUACAGAUAA